GUUUCUUUCAUAUUUUAUCUUUGACAUGGUCUAUAAACAAGAUGAGAAUACCUUUGACUUGAUUUCAACUUGGCUUUUCGAACUUUACAUAGAAACUAAUAAUUAUGAAAAAUGGUAUAAUAGUGAAGAACUGAUAUAUGAAAAAAGACGAACAACAAUCAAAGAAAAAAUUGAAAAUACUCGACCCCUGAAUAGUAACAAAACAUUCUUAAGGAUAACAGAGGCAAUAAAUCAUCAUCAUCAUCUAAUAUCAUAUAGUAUGGUGGACAAGAUGACAUUAUGGAUUCAAAAAUGGUUAUGGAAGAGGGCGGUAUCUAUGGCAAAAAAGGAUUCAAAACUUGUCAGUAGCAGAGGCAGAAUAUAUUCUGCAACAGAGAUUCUACCAAAAAUCAUCCAAUGUUAUCGAGAGUCUAUGAAUCAUCAAUGUCAUUUCUGCCGUCGUUACCUGAUGAUGGCCACUUAUGGGUCAUGCAGUCAAUCCACUUUAGCUUCCUUUGAUCAUGCUAUUCCUAAAACACCUGUUCUUGCUCCAGGCAAUAAAUUUCUUUUGACAUGUUUAAUGUGUAAUCUUGCCAAACAUACAUUGACGACUGAUCAAUUUCAACAAUUCAUUGAUUUAGUCCGCUCCACAUCAUAUAGUCGUCCUCCUAUUCUUCCCUUACAUCAACAAGAUAUUCAUGAAGCAAAAAAAGAAGCAUCACGUACACUAAGCCAACAUAAGCAAAUGCAAAGAAAAUAUGUUGAUAAGUUUGAAGGUAAAUCAAUGCCAACAAAACAUCAAUUAGAAACCUUGGCUAAACAGGCUGGACUCUUUGAUCCUUAUACUAAUAUCAGAGGUCAUUACACCACCCAAAAAGAUCUCGCUCCCUUUCGUAUGGUGUUCGGAAGAAGACAAAGAAAAGUAUAUAAUCCAUUGGAUGGGACUCAUAUGAUACAUGGAUAUUACAUUGAAAACACUAUACCUAUGCUUCUCAUCAUCAAAUAUGCUUUUCAUGUCUUUACAGAAUAUGAAGUCAUUUCUUGGAUUCAAGCCAUCCGUCAUCACCCAAUUCGGAAAUUCAAUUUUUAGUUAUAGGAAAAAUAAAUAGGUUUCCCUUUUUCCUUUUCUCUUUUUUGCUUUUCCCACUUUAUACCC
Halteromyces radiatus is the source of this 1135-nucleotide messenger RNA. RefSeq lists its product as uncharacterized. Lineage: Eukaryota; Fungi; Mucoromycota; Mucoromycetes; Mucorales; Cunninghamellaceae. The coding region runs from base 26 to 1069 and encodes 347 amino acids. The record is from RefSeq and is a predicted model, not a curated record. The transcript is spliced from 4 exons.